AUGGCUCCCGGGACCUUCCGUGCCGCAGCGGCGUCUGCCGUUCAUUCCGGCGGAAGCUUUGGGGGAAACGACUCGCAAGCGCAACAGCACGCGGACCCCGGCGGAAGCCGCAGUGCGCAUACGAGCGGCGGGGGAAUGGCGGAGAAGUACGGGCUGCUUGCGGCGGUGAUUGCGGCGCGCGGCGGGUGCGCGGUGCUGGACGGCGGGCUGGCGACAGAGCUGGAGCUGCGCGGCGCGGACCUCAACGACCCGCUCUGGUCCGCCAAGUGCCUCAUGGAGGAGGAAGCUUCCAGCCUCGUUCGCAAGGUUCAUUUGGACUACUACCGCGCGGGCGCCGAUAUCUCCAUCUCCGCGUCGUACCAGGCGACCAUAGAGGGCUUCACGGCGCGCGGGCUGUCGGAGGGGCAGGCUGAGGCGCUGCUGGCGCGGAGCGUGCAGCUGGUGGGGGAGGCGCGGGACCGCUUCUGGGCGCAGUACUGCGCGGAGGCGGAGCGGAGGGGGGAGCGGGUGGAGCGCGCGGAGGGCGGCGUUGAGCGCGUGGCGGGGCGCGUGAAGCCGCUGGUGGCGGCGUCCGUCGGCAGCUACGGCGCGUUCCUCGCGGACGGCUCCGAGUACAGUGGCGACUACGGAGCGGACAUGACAGUGGAGCGACUCAUGGCCUUCCACCGCCGCAGACUGCAGGUGUUGGCAGCAGCAGGGCCGGACAUCAUAGCCAUGGAGACCAUCCCGUGCCACAUCGAGGCUCAGGCCCUGGUGCAGCUGCUGGAGGAGCAGGCCGCCUCAGGCUUGGCAGCAGCAGUGCCGGCGUGGAUCAGUUUCAACAGCAAGGACGGCCGCACGGCACCGUCAGGCGACCUCUUCUCCGCCUGCAUCGCCACCGCCGCUGCCAGCCCGCACGUGGUGGCGGUCGGGAUCAACUGCACGCCGCCCCGCUUCAUCCUGCCACUGCUGCAUGCCGCCCGGAAGGAAACAUUGAAGCCGCUGGUGGUGUAUCCCAACAGCGGGGAGGCGUGGGACGGCAUCAACAAGGAAUGGGUGCCAUGCAGUGGGCUGAGCGAUGAUGGCUUUGUAUCGUACGCCCCUGAGUGGGUGAACGCCGGGGCGGCAGUGCUGGGCGGCUGCUGCCGAACCACGCCACACACCAUCUUCAGCAUUGCUGAAUGCAUUCACUGCCGAGGAGAAAAGGGGGCAGGAAGCACCGCCAUGGGUGCGUCGAUCGAGGCAGUGAAUGACGAGCAGCCGCCGUUGUCGCGCGAGCACCAGGUGAUGGUGCCGCACGCGUCGAUCAAGGACGAGCUGAAGGAGACGUUCGCGCCGGUGAAGCAGCUCAUGGUCAUCGACAGCGACCCUUUCAAGACGUACCGCGGCAAGACGGCGGCGCAGCGCGCGAAGAUGGCGCUGUUCUACGUGUUCCCCAUCCUCGAGUGGGUCUCGAAUUACAAGCUCGCCAACCUCUUCGGCGACGUCGUCGCGGGCCUCACCAUCGCCAGUCUCGCCGUCCCCCAGGAUCUGGGAUACGCGAAGCUCGCCAAGCUGCCGCCCAUCAACGGUCUUUACAGCAGCUUCGUUCCGCCGCUGAUAUACGCGGUACUGGGCACGUCGCGGCACAUCGCGAUCGGGCCGGUGGCGGUGGUGUCGCUCCUACUGGGCGACCUGCUCACCAAGUACUACGACUCGGACACGCAGCCCGCGCAGUACCUGAACCUCGCCAUCACCUCCACCUUCUUCGCGGGCAUCUACCAGCUCGCCAUGGGCAUCUUCCGCCUGGGCUUCGUGAUCGACUUCAUGAGCCACGCCGUGAUCGUGGGGUUCAUGGCGGGCGCGGCGAUCACGAUCGCGCUGCAGCAGCUGCGCGGGCUGCUGGGGUACACGUCGUUCACGCAGGCGACGGACAUCGUGUCGGUGCUCGAGUACGUCUUUCAGAACACGGACCAGUUCAACUGGCGCGCGUUCCUCAUCGGCAUGUCCAUGCUCACCUUCCUCCUCACGCUGCGCUUCUUGGCGCACCACUUCAAGGGCCGCAAGGUGGUCAGCAAGGUAUUUUUUUACCUCAACUGCGUGGGGCCCAUGACGGCCGUUAUCGUGUCGACGCUCGCCGUGUGGCUGACGAACGCGCCCGUGCCCAAGGUGGGCAAGAUGCAGAAGGGGUUGGCGGGGCUGGGGUCGCUGGGCAAGCUGCAGCUGUCGGGGCAGGACGCGGCGGACGCCGCCGUCGUGGGGCUCAUCUCGGGGCUCGUCGCGCUCACGGAAGCGUCGGCGAUCGCGCGGACGUUCGCCGCGUUACAGGGUUACCACGUGGACGGGAACAAGGAGAUGAUUGCGCUGGGCGCGAUGAACAUCGCGGGGUCGUUCACAUCAAGCUACGUCACGACGGGGUCGUUCUCGCGCUCCGCAGUCAACUACAACGCGGGCGGCGCCACCAUGCUCACCAACAUCGUGAUGUCGUUCGUCGUCAUGAUCACGCUGCUGUGGGUCACCCCCGCGUUCCAGUACCUGCCGAACGCGACGCUGGCGGCGAUCAUCAUCAACGCGGUGCUAGGCUUGCUGGACUACGAGGCCAUCUGGAAGAUCUGGAAGGCCGACAAAGUCGAUUUCGUUGUCGCGCUCGGCACGUUUCUGGGCAUUCUGUUUGACUCAGUGGAGACGGGGCUGCUGGUGGGCGUGUGCCUGUCCAUGCUCAAGAUUCUCGUGCAGAUCACGCGGCCGCACCUGGCGACGCUGGGGCUGGUGCCGGGCACGGGCGUGUAUCGCAACAUUCAGCAGUACCUGCAGGCGGAGGUGACGGAGGGCGUGUUCGUGCUGCGCGUGGACGGGCCGCUCUACUUCCCCAACGCCAACUACGUGCGCGAGAAGGUGCUCUCGCUCGCCGACGCGUACAGAGACGACCACAACGGCGACAGCAUCACACAUUUCGUGUUGGACUUCACGCCCGUGGCGGACAUAGACACGACGGGCACGCACGCGCUGCAGGAGCUGCACGGGCUGCUGUCCAAGCAGGGCGUGCAGCUGGGCAUCAGCAACCCGUCGCGCAUGGUGCUGCGCAAACUCGUUGCGUCCGGGUUUCUAGAGGUGCUGGGGGAGGAGUGGCUGUUCCUCUCAGCGCAUGAAGCCGUCAAGUCGUGCAGGACAUUUAGACUAUCUAUUAAGGACGUCUGA
Closterium sp. Naga37s-1 is the source of this 3156-nucleotide messenger RNA. Lineage: Eukaryota; Viridiplantae; Streptophyta; Zygnematophyceae; Desmidiales; Closteriaceae. The record is from the annotation of a GenBank genome assembly.